This is a messenger RNA of Aureobasidium uvarum, 450 nucleotides long. The record is from the annotation of a GenBank genome assembly. NCBI's taxonomy places the organism in Eukaryota, Fungi, Ascomycota, Dothideomycetes, Dothideales, Saccotheciaceae.
AUGGCCACUUUCACCGAACGCGAGCAGAAGCUCAUGGCCGCUGCUUGUCAGUCUUUCGAAGGCGAGCCUAAGCUGGACAUGGAAAAGUUCGCUCAGCUUUCUGGCCUUGCUGUAGGCUCCGCUCGCAACGCCUGGGCCGCCCUCAAGAAGAAGCUCUAUGCUCACGAGUCCACCGCUGUCAAGGCCACUCCCGUCAAGCCUUCCGCCACCAAGUCUGGCAAGAAGCGCCCUCCCCCUGUUAUCCUGCCCACCGGUGACAACGGCUCGGAUGACGAGGAUGUCUUCACCCCUUCCAAGAAGCCCAAGACCCCCAAGUCCAAGGCUAAGGGCAAGGGCAAGAAGACUACCAACUCCGACGAUGAAGACAAGGAGAAGAAGGAGGAAGAGGAGGACGAUGGCUAUGUCAAGGUCAAGAACGAGGCUGCCGACGGUGACUUCGAAGAGGUCUAG